AUGGAGCUUCGUGUCGGCACGCCGCCGUUCUCCAUCCUGGCCAUCGCUGACACCGGCACCGACCUCAUCUGGGGAUCAACUGCGUCCCCUGCACCAAGCGCGACAAACUCGCAGGCCAGCAGCAAAGUCAUCUUCGGCUGCGCGGCCGUGGUCGCCGGAAGCAAGGUCACCACCCCGAUGACGGUGGAAGGUACCUUCUUCGUCCUCCGGCUAGAAGAGAUCAUAGUCGACGGUGCCGGAUCGGUCCCAGUCCCACCUUCCGCCCCUGGAUUAAGGACAGGCAACAUCAUCAUCGGCUCCGGCACCACCAUAAACUUCUUGCCCGCCGGCGUGCUCUCUAGUUUGGUGCAGGAGGUGUCGAGGGUGGUCAGCCUGCCCAAGGCUACUGAUCCCGACGGAACUCUGCCGCUGUGCUUCACGGUGACCGGCGAGCCUGACAGGCAAAAGUUACCGUGUAUCACGUUCAAGUUCGCCGGAGAGGCGUCGGUGAGGCUGACCCCGAAGACAAUGUUCAUGGACGAAGUGUCCUUCGACGGACUGAUGGUUUGCCUCGCGGUGGCGGAUUCUGGCUUCAGCACGCCGAUAUUUGGUAACACGGCUCAGCAAAAUUUACACGGGUACGAUCUCGAUAUCCUGACAGUAUCCUUCGCUAGUGUUGAUUGCACCGAGGUUUAG
This is a messenger RNA of Zingiber officinale, 675 nucleotides long. Its product is annotated as aspartic proteinase nepenthesin-1-like. The transcript has 2 exons. Gene Ontology annotation, cellular component: extracellular region. The record is from RefSeq and is a predicted model, not a curated record. Gene Ontology annotation, molecular function: aspartic-type endopeptidase activity. Bases 1 to 675 code for a protein of 224 amino acids. NCBI's taxonomy places the organism in Eukaryota, Viridiplantae, Streptophyta, Magnoliopsida, Zingiberales, Zingiberaceae. Gene Ontology annotation, biological process: proteolysis.